Messenger RNA from Myripristis murdjan (pinecone soldierfish), 1618 nucleotides. It is a transcript of the gene dhdds, whose product is annotated as dehydrodolichyl diphosphate synthase. The record is from RefSeq and is a predicted model, not a curated record. The transcript is spliced from 9 exons. NCBI's taxonomy places the organism in Eukaryota, Metazoa, Chordata, Actinopteri, Holocentriformes, Holocentridae. Gene Ontology annotation, cellular component: endoplasmic reticulum; dehydrodolichyl diphosphate synthase complex. Bases 110 to 1117 code for a protein of 335 amino acids. Gene Ontology annotation, biological process: polyprenol biosynthetic process. Gene Ontology annotation, molecular function: ditrans,polycis-polyprenyl diphosphate synthase [(2E,6E)-farnesyl diphosphate specific] activity.
CGGCGACGUCACUUACCGAAAUGCGGAAGAGGACGUCAUCGUAAAAGCUGUGAGUUGGAAGGUCUGUGAAGUGUGAUGAAAUAAGAGCGAUACUGCCUGAAGCUUGAAGAUGUCGUGGAUAAGGGAGAGUGAAUUAAGCCUGCUUCAGAAGAUAGCCGCCAAUAUCCUCAAGGCAGGACCAAUGCCUAAACAUGUGGCCUUCAUCAUGGAUGGGAACCGCCGUUUUGCCCGCAAGAAGAAUGUGGAGCGUCAGGAGGGGCACAUGCAGGGCUUUAACAAGCUGGCAGAGACACUCUGCUGGUGCCAGCACUUGAACAUCCGAGAGGUCACAGUUUACGCCUUCAGCAUUGAGAACUUCAAGCGGGCUAAAGCCGAGGUGGAUGGGUUAAUGGAGCUGGCCAAGCAGAAGUUCACCAGGCUGUUAGAGGAACGGGACAAUCUGGAGAAGCACAGUGUGUGUAUCCGGGUGCUGGGGGACUUGACCAUGCUGCCACUGGACCUUCAGCAGCUUAUCGCCAAAGCAGUGUUUGAGACCAGGACUCACAACAAAUGUUUCCUGAAUGUGUGUUUUGCCUACACCUCGAGACAUGAAAUCACCAAUGCAGUCAGGGAAAUGGCCUGGGGAGUGGAGCAGGGCCUCAUCAAAUCAAGUGAUGUGUCGGAAGCACUGCUGAGCAAGUGUCUGUACAGCAAUAAUUCUCCCAACCCUGACCUGCUCAUCCGCACCUCUGGAGAGGUGCGCCUUAGUGACUUCCUCCUCUGGCAGACCUCCCACUCGUGUCUAGUGUUCCAGUCAGUUCUGUGGCCGGAGUAUUCCUUCUGGAACCUGUGUGAAGCCAUUCUCCAAUAUCAGUUUAAUUACAGAUCCAUUCAGAAAGCCAGAGACCUCCACCGAGAGGAGCAGGAGCUACAGCAGCUAGAGGCCGACCGUGCCUGUGUAGCAGAGGUCCUGCAGCAUCAUGGGAAUGGAAAGCCGGCUGAUGCCCAGAGAAGACAGGAGGCAUUGCUGCACUACACUGCCUGCCGAGAGGAGCGAGUUCAGGACUUCCUAGAAGCACUUAAGCACAAGAGAGACUCUUUCUUCACUGAUUUAGCCAGCCAAGCCGUCCUGGCCUAGGGAAGCUGCAGAGAAUAGACCCCAUGUCUGAGUGGGGAUAUCCCCUCUCCUUUCCUCUUCCGAAAAGGGCUUCUGUGGAAAAGGGAAGAGUGAACCAGAAAUGGCUUUUUGUAUUACUGAUUUAUACAAAGACGAGAGGGUAAUUUUACCCCUAUGGGGCUGUAGUACAAUGGGGAUAUUUAUGUUUGUAGAUAAAAACAAAGUCUAAUAAAAAGAAAUGCCUGGUCAAGAUAGCUUAAUAAUAAAUAAGUUGUGUAAGUUAUGUCAAGUGCAUGCUAUUGAUUGGAAGAUCUGGUUCUGUAAGCCAAGGGCCCUGUCUUUGUGAGGCAUUUUCCAAAGCAGGUGGCCAGAUAAAUAUAAAUCAGUACCACUUUGUAUAUUUAUUGUGGCCCAAAGAACGCAGUCUGUGUUGUUUGUUGAGUCUGAUGAUGAUGAUCUAAAAACUAUAUUUUGACCAGCUUUCUUAGUCAGAAUAAAGUGAUUAGAUGUAUGUCAAUGUCA